Molecule: messenger RNA, 2665 nt
Organism: Mangifera indica (mango)
Lineage: Eukaryota; Viridiplantae; Streptophyta; Magnoliopsida; Sapindales; Anacardiaceae
Product: peroxisome biogenesis protein 5
Exons: 15
Coding region: 131-2359 (742 amino acids)
Biological process (GO): protein import into peroxisome matrix, docking
Cellular component (GO): cytosol; peroxisomal membrane
Molecular function (GO): protein binding
Source: RefSeq, a predicted model, not a curated record
AUAAAUAUAAGAGAUUGAAUAGUGGCAGGCAAGGCAGCCGCUCUUCUCCAGCAGACCCAGCUUUCUCCAUAAUUGAAUUCAUAAAAUAAAAAUAAAAUUUAGUAUAAGAAGAAUAACAAAUUAAAGAGUCAUGGCGAUGCGUGAGCUUGUUACAGGUGGAGCUGCUUGUGCUGCUUCUGGAUCUUCUUCUUCUUCUUCUAAUCCUCUUGGUGCUCUCGCCAACGCUCUUAUCGGCACUUCUUCUAAGACUCAGGAGAGGCUGAAAGAGAUACCUACAGCCACACCAACAACUUCCGAUUCUCAGUUCUACUCUGAAACCAGUAACCAUUUCACAGCGCUUCCUGGUUCUGAGUUUGACCACCAACUUCUGCAACCUAAUGCUCAGGUCUCAGAAUUUCUUGGUGGCUUCCGCUCGGGUAAUCAUAAUGGAUUUUCAGAUGUUUGGAAUGAGAUUCAGCUUCAAUCUCAACCUUCCUUCGAGAAUUUUCCUCCUCCUCCUCCUCCUCAGCUUCAACCUACUUUGGAGGGACCGCCGCAAAGAGUGUUAUCAAGUUUUCUGCAUUCCUUUGUUGAGAGUAGUCGUGGUGGUGUUCCUUUUCGUCCUACUUCGCUUCCACUAUUAGGUUUAUCUGAAGGCGACAAGCAGUGCAUACGUGAUCGUAGCAGCAUUAUGGCUCGCCAUUUUUUUGCUGAUAAGAGUGAAGAUUUUAUCAAUGCUCAGGUAAAUUCAUUAUUGUCUUCUUUAGAGAUUGACAGCGAUGCCCGUGUUAAGGGACCUUUGCCUGGUAGGUAUCGUGAGCUGGAAGAUUAUUGGAAUGAAUCCCAAGGUAUGCUUAAACCUGGUCCUCAACCUGCCGAUGGAUGGGUUGCUGAAUAUAGCCAGCACAGAGCAGCACAUGACAAUCCUAAUGCUUGGGCUCACUCAUUUGAACAACAACAUGGUGUGAAUGGGUGGGCAUCUGAAUUUGAGCAAGAACAAUCUCAGUUGGCAUCAGUAGAUCAAUUGAGAGGUGUGAAUAUUUCGAAUGCGAUGGAGCAAACUCGUAUGCUUGCACAUACACUUGCUCAAAAUAAUGAUCCUAAAUUUCAGAAUUCAAAGUUUCUUCAAUUUGUGUCAAGGAUGAGUCGGGGUGAACUUAUUAUUGAUGAUAAUCAAGUCAAAGCAGCUCCGAUGUCUGCUCCUGGGGAUUGGGCAGUUGAAUACCAACAACAGUAUGAUGGGGGUCCAGAUUGGGCUAGAGAAUUUAAACACAAUGAGUUUUCCCUUGGAGCUAAACAGUGGGUGGAUGAGUUUGCUGUGGAACAAGAGCAGCAUGGUACAGUUGACGAUCAGUGGGUCAAUGAAUUCUCCAAAUUGCAUGUUAAUGAUUGGGUGGAAGAAUUUGGGCAGCAAGUUGGUGAUGCUUCUCUAGGGGAUACUUCGGCUGAUAGUUGGGUGAAUGCAUAUGAUGAUUUCUUAAACGAGCAAGUGGCUACCAAGCAGUGGUCAGAUGCUUCAAGGCGGGUCUACGUCUUUUCAGAUAUGAAUCCUUAUGUUGGUCAUCCUAACCCUUUAAAAGAAGGCCAAGAGCUGUUCCGCAAAGGGCUUUUGAGUGAAGCAGUACUUGCUCUAGAGGCUGAAGUUUUGAAAAACCCUGACAAUGCUGAAGGUUGGAGGUUACUUGGAAUAGCGCAUGCAGAGAAUGAUGAUGAUCAACAGGCUAUUGCUGCAAUGAUGCGUGCACAGGAAGCUGAUCCUACAAAUCUGGAAGUGCUUCUUGCUCUUGGUGUGAGUCAUACAAAUGAGUUGGAACAGGCUGCUGCAUUGAAAUACUUGUAUGGAUGGCUGCAUCAUCAUCCAAAAUAUGGAACACUGGCCACUCCAGAGCUUCCUGAUUCUUUGUAUUAUGCUGAUGUUUCUAGGUUAUUCAUUGAAGCCUCCCGUGUGUCACCUGAUGAUGCUGACAUACACAUAGUACUUGGUGUCUUGUACAACUUGUCCAGAGAGUAUGACAAAGCCAUUGAGUCCUUCCAGACAGCUUUGAAACUCAGGCCACAAGAUUACUCUCUUUGGAACAAACUCGGUGCAACACAAGCCAAUAGUGUUCAGAGUGCUGAUGCAAUAUUGGCGUAUCAACAGGCACUAGAUUUAAAGCCUAACUAUGUUCGUGCGUGGGCAAAUAUGGGUGUUAGUUAUGCAAACCAGGGUAUGUAUGAGGAUUCAAUUCGUUACUAUGUUCGGGCACUAGCAAUGAAUCCCAAGUCGGAUAAUGCCUGGAAAUAUUUGAGUAUUUCUUUAAGUUCUGCUUCUAGGAAUGACAUGCUGGAAGCUUGCAAUUUGCGUAAUCUUGAUGUCCUCCAAAAGGAGUUUCCCCUGUAAUUGUUUAAUUGAUUGGUUUGUUGAAUCCUAGGAGAAAUUCUGGCAUCAUUUUGGUGAACAGCCCUGCGGGAGUAUGGAGAGCUAGUGGAAGAUGAAAAAACGUGGCCAGGAGUAUUUUUCAAAAUGUAACAAGUAUAUCCUGCUUGGGAGGUAUAUUUUAGUCCUUAAUAAAAGCAUGAAAAAGUAAUGCUGUGUUGUGGAACUGGUUGGAAAAGAGAUCAAAGUAGGCCAUCUUGCAACUCAUACAUAGAUGUUGUAUUGAAUAUAUGAUCAAUAAAACAAGUUAAUGUUUCAGAUUUAGAAACA